This is a messenger RNA of Trichomonas vaginalis G3, 1614 nucleotides long. Its product is annotated as armadillo (ARM) repeat-containing protein family. The coding region runs from base 1 to 1614 and encodes 537 amino acids. The transcript has a single exon. The record is from RefSeq and is a predicted model, not a curated record. Lineage: Eukaryota; Parabasalia; Trichomonadida; Trichomonadidae.
AUGUAUAAAGAGGAAGAUGAAGUAACAAAAAAUGGAACUUAUGAUCAUGCAAUUAUAUUAAACAAUGAUUUUGUAGUACAAGGAAUAGAUUAUGAUAACAAUGACCUCUUUUCAUUAUUAGAUACAGUUAGAGAACUUUCAAAAAAAGAAGAUGAUGAAAAUCUUCUGCAAGCUCUUAAAGACACCGAUAUGUUUUGUUCUUCUGUUCAACUUUCAAGUCAAUUGUCCUCCAUUUCUUCAGAUUUUUUUGUUUUAUUAGUUGAAAUAUUCUUAAAUUUCAAUGAUAGCAUAGAAAUACUAAUUUUGCAUAUAUUUCAUAGCAUUCUUGAGCAUGAAAAAGAACCAGUAAAUGAAAUGAAUCUUUUAAUUGAAGAGAAUUUUAUCCAAAAGGUACAAAAUUUGAUCUAUACACAUCAUAACAUAGAAGAAUUGAAUGCGAUCGUACAAUUUAUUUCAGUUAUCUGCAGUUUUUCACCAGAAUUUCGAGAUAAUUAUCUUUUAAUUUUAAAUCCAACAGACAUUUUUAAUGAACUUGUAUCAAAUGACCAAGAGAGAAGGGUUUUAUUUACAUCUUUAGUUGAAUCAUUUCUUAAUUUUGAAAUGGAACCAUCUUUUUACGAAAUAAUCCUACAAAUAGCAAAACAAAGCAUUAAUCUUGAACCUUUAAUGAAAGUUAUUAACAAAAUAUUCGAUUACAGCCCACAGAUUAUUAUGAGUUCUGAUAUUUUCGAAAUUAUUUUUGAUCAAAUGGAAAAAGGCCUAAUAAAUCCACAUUUAAUGCAGCCAUAUCUAAAUUUCUAUACAAAGUAUUUAGAUUUUACUCAAAAUGACAUUUCUAAACCUCCCGUUUUCUUAGUUGAUUUAAUUUUAUCUGAUUCAAAGCAGAUAUGCAAUUCAGCGGCUGUUUUAAUAGUUAGAUUAGUUGAAUAUGCAGAAAGGAUCGUUCCGUUCCUUUUAAAAGCAAAGCUUCUUGAAAAUACUUGCGAAAUAAUUUUUAAUAACAAAACCUCUCAAAAAGUAGACGGGAUUCAUAUACUUUUAUCACUUGUUAAGACAUGUGGAUCAGAUAUUAUCAUAAAACUGUUAAAAAUUCAGAAUGAAGAUAAAAUUAAUAUUAUUUCGUUCAUUGCAUCGCUAAUUUCAGCAGAUUUACCAGAGUUAGCAAGCGUUAUUAUUGAAUUAUUUGAUACUUUGUUCAAUCAAGGACUUGAUGGCAAUAUAAUGAGAAAAAUUUUGAAAAAUUUCAUUAAAGGAGAAGGAAAAAAAAACUGUGAAGACUUAUAUGAUGAAUUAGAUGAUGUUAACGAUCCAGAUUCAACGUUUAGUGAAAAAAUUUCUGGUAUUCUUUCAUUUAUUGAAGAAUCCGACUCAGCAAUACAUAAUGACUAUUCAAGUGAUGAUGAAUAUGAAGAAAAUCAUCGAAUUUUAAAUGAUAUAAGCGAAGAUAACGAUGAUUACGGAUAUUCUGAUCCUGAAGAGCAUCAAAUCAAUAGAAUUGCAGAAAUUUAUCAAAUGAGAGCAGAGAAAAUGAAUCAAAAUCCACCAGAAAUUUAUGAAGACGAAAAUAUUGAAGAUAGCGAACCAAAUGAAGAGGAAGAAAGCGGAUUUUGGUAA